This is a messenger RNA of Micropterus salmoides (largemouth bass), 7810 nucleotides long. It is a transcript of the gene znf608, whose product is annotated as zinc finger protein 608. Gene Ontology annotation, biological process: regulation of transcription by RNA polymerase II. The record is from RefSeq and is a predicted model, not a curated record. Gene Ontology annotation, cellular component: nucleus. Bases 175 to 4749 code for a protein of 1524 amino acids. The transcript is spliced from 9 exons. NCBI's taxonomy places the organism in Eukaryota, Metazoa, Chordata, Actinopteri, Centrarchiformes, Centrarchidae.
UGUCAUUCUGCCUGUGUUGUAGUUUGUGAUGGAGCAGGCCUGAUCCAGCAGCCUAUAACAGACCUGCAUGUGUCCACCUAUAGCUCGGUGCUCUCUGUCACACUGCGGUGGGCUGACAAUGACUUGAAUGCUGAUUAUUGUGAAGAUCGACAAAGGACACAAGGAAAGGAGGAGAUGAACCGUUUCCUGAGAGCUGGGGAGAAUAGGGGGCUGCUAACGGACUGCAGGGAGCUGUCACCCAACCACACCGCCUCCACCUCCUCCCCCUCCUCCUCUUCCUCCAGCGCCGCUGGCUCAGCCGACAGACACGCGGCCCUGCCCUCGCUCCAGACCCGGGGACCUGUCGGCGGUGGCGGCGGCGGCGGGUCGGAGCCGAGGAGAUCCGCGUCUAAACGCUGCCGAGCCGUCCGGGAGGGGAGAGAGGAACGUGAGGCGGCGGAUCACUCAGCGGCGGCCGUCGCGGUGCGUGGCGGCGGCGAGUUGUGCGUCGGGGUCGGUAAGCAGCAGCAGCAGCAGCAGCAGCAGCAGCGUCGGGAAGCUCAAGGACGCAGCGCCGGUGGAGAAGGUGUGGAGAUGAUUUCGGCGGUGAGCAGAGACGCGGACGGCGGCGGGAGCGGCAGCAACAUCAACAACGGCGUCUCCGAAGUGACCACGGCCUCUCCUGCGACUUGCGCCAAAGGCAGGGAGGAGAGGAAGGGGAAAAACGUGAUCCGGGGCUGGAAGAGGGAGAGGGACAGGGAGAGGGACGCCGCCGCUACUCCGGCUCCUCCAGCCCGGGCGAGGAAGGAGAAGCCCGGCGAUGGCUCGUCUCCUCCUCCCUCCGUCUUCCUCCCGUCUUCCGCCGCGCCCGAGCAUCAUCUGUGCCGCGACGGCCCCGGACACUGCCACUGCGCCGCGCCGGACUCCAGGAUCGUGGGAGAUAACGGCAACAACGUAAACAAUAACAAUAAUUGCGCGAGUAACGGCGGCGGCGCUGCCAAUAAAGCCGCGCUGGAUUGUGGAGUUAAAAGCGGCGGAGGGGCUAUUGUUGUCAGGCGGCAGCAUGACGACACGCCGGCGGCCAAGAAACACAGAGGAGCCGAGAAGGUGGACCCCAUGUUCACUGUGCCAGCUCCCCCUGCUCCAGGCCACCCCGGGGCCCUCGGACCGUCUCUGCCUUCAGCUCCCUCCUUCUCCCCUCCGGCCCUGCCCACCUCUAACCCCAAGAUGCUGGCAGUGAGGACGAGGUCAAUAGGCACCAACACCCAGGAUGGAGGCAUCUCAGGAGCACUGGAGGGCGACUCGGCCUGUCUGGGGCCCUGCCAGCCCGGCACCAGCGUCAACCUGGAGGGCAUCGUCUGGCACGAGACGGAGGAAGGUGUGCUGGUGGUGAAUGUGACGUGGAGGAAGAGAACCUACGUGGGAACUCUGUUAGACUGCACCAAACAUGACUGGGCUCCUCCAAGGUUUUGUGAGUCUCCUUCCAGUGACCCUGAGUUGCCAGGUGGGCGUGGCAGGGGGAAACGAAUGCGAAUGGCCAUGGCCGAGCGGCCUUGCAUUGAGCCUGCCCCUGCUGCAAAAGUCAGGGGUCUAUCUCAGCACAGGAGUCGUGGAGGUGGUGUGGCUGGAACCACUGCACCCAUACACAGCAAGGGACGGAGAGGAAGCCUGAACCUCAUCAAUAGCAACUGUCGAACACCUCCUUCCUUCUUUACUGUGGAGGAGGUGAAACCUCCCAACAGCACCUCCUCUCUCUCCUCCGGGAAACGAAAGAACAAACCGCCAGCUGACCUAGACCUCAGCCUGGUCUCUUCUGAUGACAUUAAAAAUGGAAAUGGGAAGAGGAUCCGAGCCAAAUCCCGUAGUGCCCCAUCCACCCCGCUGGGCAAAUCCGACCCCUCGUUCAUGGACCCUGGAGGCGGUUGUACCUCCUCACCACCGCCCCCGCCCAUCCUCAUCGACUGUCCACACCCCAACUGCACUAAACGCUACAAGCACAUCAAUGGCCUGCGCUACCACCAGACACAUGCACACUUGGAAGCUGAAGAGCAGAGGAAACCUGAGCUGGAGCCCAUGAAGGAUGGGGAGAGUGAAGAACGACUAUCAGACUGUGAGGAGACCAUUAGCAACAUGACAUAUGACCUCUCAGAAACAAACAGCACUAAUUCCAACCACUCUAAGAAACCUGCUCCUCUUUAUAAGGUAACUACAGUGGGGUCUCCUAAGAACAGACGGCUACUCCUCAGUACUGACCAUAGCCCCACAGCCAACUCCAAGACAAGAAGAACCUCCCUGCUGAAAGAUGGGCUGAUUGAUGACCUGAGCAAUCUGCCCAUCAUCUCCAACAUGACUGUGGUUCUGGAGAACUGCAUGGUACCAGACAGGAACUCCACAGUAGAGAUGCCCAAGCUGGAAGCUGAAGGUUUGAUCGACAAAAAGGGAGGUGCACUAGACAAAGGCAAGAAGGCUAACGGGAAGGUAGAGAAGCUGUCCAAGUCACGGACCAACCGGCCAAUCGCUCCGGCCCCUGCUCCUCCAAAGUUGAUUGCUAUACCCAACACAGCGUAUCCGCCUGGCACAGCAGAUACUGUCACCUCACAGCAGCCCUCACCCAUGGCAGCCAUAGGCCUCACCAGUAAAAACCUUCCCCUCAAACCCAUCAAACCAAAGCUGAGCAUCGUUGUGGAACCAAGCCUUGUCAAAGCCACGCUGGUUACCUGCAACAAAGAGACCAGGAAGAAAGAGAAACGGAGGCUAAAGGACAAACAUAACAAAGAUGUGCCAACCAGAACGCCUAAUGGGGACAGCAGCGUAAUCAAAAUAGAAGAUGGUGGUUCUAAAAUGGGUGUCAAGGAAAUUUCUGGAAGCCUUCUGAAGGAGCACCUCAGUAAGCAGGAUGUUAUAAAUGGGCUCACUGAAAGCCAGGAGAGCAGGAUGGCCAGUAUCCGAGCUGAGGCUGACAAGGUCUACACUUUCACCGACAAUGCCCCGAGUCCCUCCAUUGGUGGUUCAUCGCGGCUUGACUCCAGUGGUAGUUGCCUGGCAACAGCAGACAGCAAGAACAACAGCCCCGCCUACUCUGACAUCUCAGAUGCCGGGGACGAUGGGGGGUCUUCUGAAUGUCGCUCGGAUGGAAACAGAUCCAAGUGUGGCUCCUCUGCCUCUUCAGAUGUGAGCUCCAGUAGUAACCAUUGUAACUCUGGUAAAACCCCGCCCACAGCAUCAGCCCCAUCAUCAAAAGACCCCCAGUCCCCUUACUACCAUAGCUACGAGCCCUACUAUCUGCCAGGGUACAUGCAGUCAGACAGGCAAAACAGCAGCAGCGCUGCUUUCCACAAAAGCUCUGCUCUUGAUGUAAAAGUGAAAGACAGAAAGGAAGAAAUGAAAGAAGACGAUAAAUGCACCUCACAUGAGUUCUUAGACUCAAAGAAAGGCGACGGGCCACCUCAGUCUCAGCUCCAGCUGGCAAUGAGUCAGACCCAGACCGCCUUGGCCCAGUCGCUGUACUACGGACAGUACUCCAGAGGACUGUACAUGGACCAGAAACUGUUAUUGGCCUCCAAAUGCUGUGACCAGACACACAGUGGCAAGCAGAGGGGUGAGAGGGGACAGGGGGUAAGAGACAGUGAGGACGAUAAACAUAUGGUUGGGGCUUCAGCCAGUGGACCCAUGCUAGGUAAAGGCCCAGAUGGUGCUAAAGGUUGCUGUCCCAAACCCAUCCUAUCCUACGUGGAGAUGAGUGAGAGGGGAGAAAGGGGACAGAGUCUGUGCGUUAAGGCUCUGCACAGUGGCAUGGUGGACCAGGGCUCGAUGAAAGACUGUGAUGACAUCAAGUCACCCUCCUCUUCCUCUUCUUCAUCACUCCACAACCCAAACAGUCAGACAGAUCUGGACUCAAAUGUUUCCUAUUCCAGUCCCUCAGACGGCCCAGCCUGGGCUCACUGCCUCGCUCACAGCAAAUACUCAGAGCUGCAUGGGGAGGAGGCCGAGGAGGGUGAAGGAGACAGGGGGAAAGAAUGGGGAGUGACCGUGGAGCCUGCCAAGAUGACCUCAGGAGGAGGUGGAGGAGACAGAGGAGGAGGUGUGUGCGGAGAUGCUAAAAAAGCCAGGGUCCACGGAUCCCUCGAUCUUCCGCCUGACAUCGACACCGAGGAUUCAGACAGGCUGGAGGGGCUGGAUGAUCAGGGCCAGGAGCCAAUGGGAGGGCUGUCUGAGGAGUCCCAGAGUGCCCGGGCAGCAGUGUCUCCUCCCAUGACCCCCCAGCAGCCCUACAUCCAGUACCAGCACUCCUCCUACCCGCCCUACCUGGCAAUGUGUGAGAGUGGCGGGGCCUCCUACAGAGGGGUGUCCCCAACCCUGGUCCACAAUUACCCAGGAUUCCACUACCCUUUGUACGGUAAGACGGCGGGCAGGGAGGAGUCGGAGGUGACUCCAACCAGCAGAGGAGGAGUGAUGAGCAGCAAGCAGAGCAGCGACUCGUCCACGUCCUCAGCCAUGGAGCUUCUGCAGCAGCAGAGCCAUCAGUACCACGGAAAAUCACCUGCUCCCGGCGAGAAGGGUUCCCCCGAGGGUGAGAGGGAGACGGAGCGAGACAGGAACCACGUGUCAUUCGCCCGACACCUCCACACACACCAUCACACACACCUGGGUAUGAGCUACAACCUGAUGUCAGGACAGUACGACAUCUACCAAGGGUUGAGCUCCAGAUCGCUGGUCUCCAGUCAGCAGGUGUCAGGACACUCCUCUACUGACAGUGAAGGGAAGAAGUAAGGACCAUGUGGCCACGUCUCACAUGAGGAACGGCACAUUUAUCAGACAUCAAUUCCAUGGUGUUGAAUAAGCUUCGCCUCGCUGAGAGGCAGAGAACAAAAAAUUAAAAAAUCUCUUUCAUUUCUUACUAAAGACCAACCACCUGUUUUAUAACACGUAAUCGAGGAGCAGACGGGCCGACAGAAAGCAGGAUCGGGAACUUUUUGAAGGAGGAACUAUCUGUACAAAUCCAAUGACUUUUGCAGGAUCGUGACAGAAGCAGGCAGCGCGUAUAAAACCCAACCCCGCCGUGCACUCAGCCCAGCCGCGGCUUUGGUGUUUAACUUUAUUAAAUGCACAUUUAUCGUAGUGUAUUAAGAUGAUGAUGAUAUGACUGAAUGUACUGAUGAUGACUUACAUGAUCCCAAUAGUCUUGAUCGUUUUUUUUAAACUCCUAUUGGGAAACAGCAUUAGGAAGCUAAAAAGUCUAUUAUUAUCCUUACUAUUCUUAUAUUAUGAUUAUUGAAGUGGUCCUCCUCCCUCCAUAGUGCUGACGCUACAUUUGUAUUACUAACCUGUACUUGAGCGUAACCAUGUUGAUUGUAUUGUCUUUAUGUGAGAGUAAACCUUCACAUCAACCUGCCCAGUGCCAUGUAGGAACCCAGUGGUGUAUAUAUUCUGUACAGAUUCAUGGCGGAGCACUAACAUGCUUUAUUGUACUCUAUGUUGACCAUCAGCCAUGCAGGGGAGCAGCGUGCAGAGCAGGAAAAACCAGCAGAAACAGAAUCCCUAUUUUCUUUAUUAGAUGACUUCUAUUAAUCGGCAGCAGUUUGUCCUUUAGCCACAUGUUCCAGUGACGUAACCUAUUUUGCACAUGAUGUUGUUGCACAUAUCCCAUUUGGUUAGAGAAGGAUGUGUCAUUUAGUGAAUUUUAGCCCCAGUUUGUGCCUCUUGUGUCUAAGGAGCAAAGGUGGAAGUCGGGUGACGUAGAUAAAGAGACAACGUACGGGUGGGUGGAUGGAUCUCGUUUUUUUUCUACAGUUAAGGUUGAUACAGCAGCAAAACGAAAACAAAGUUCCCUAACAUUAAGCAAGUUGUUCAUUUUCACCCAAUCCUUGAUCUUUCCGUGGCACUAACAGAGUGGUUUUGUGCCUAAACCAGCUGUGUCAGAUGUGGAGACAUUUGUAUGACUCAACAGUGAUUUGUAUCUGUUUUGGAAGGGUCUGACCAACCACGCUAUCCUGUUAUUGGCACCAGAUCAGCAAACGCUAAUAUGGAUUGUAUUUAAAAGCUAUGAGAAACAACAUAUUUUGUCAUUUAUUUUGGUGAAAUUGCUGGACUUCGGCAGUGAGGGUUAGUCAACAGUAUACACAGAUAUGAGCCGCUGUUUUUUGUCAUCUUUGGCGCGCAAAUACAAUUUUGACUCAUUCCUUUAUUCUUCGUCCCGAACAAAUACGGCAACUGGGGUAGGACGGGAAUAGGAACCAGCUAUUGUGUGUUGUUGCCAUCUUUGUUUAGGUCAAGGAAUAUGGAGGUGGAGACUCGCUUCAUGUCAAAUUCAGUCAAAGAAAAUACAGAAUAAGAGUGUGAGGAUUUUGGAAGAAGUGCUAAGAUUGAGGUUGAUAAAUGACCUGUUGGGUUUACACUAAAACAGUGACCUGUUAUUAUUCGACUUGAAUAUAAUAAACAACCAUCAGAGAUUUCUAAUGUAAUAAAAAGGACUGUGCUUAAGGCAGAGGUACAACCUGGGGCUAGGUGAAUGAAUGAUGGAUGCCAGUGAGCGUGUGCUACUGGCAUGUUUUGUUUGAACGUGAAAGACCCAAAUGCCAGACAGUGAUACUAGUCACACCACCUCUGAAGGACAAUUCCAGUGUUGAGGUUUUUGCUGAUUUUCUACAUCUAUUUCUUUCUCAUCACCUCUAAGCCAGCACCACACUCAAAACUAAAUGGAAUUUGGUGUGCUUGCUCAGGUACAAUCGUGAGUUUUAGGGCGAAAAAAAGAAGCUACAUCGUUCGUCAAUCUAACAUAGGCCAUAGGUUUUCACUUUACUUCAUAGAGUUACACCAGUUUUUGUAUAUUUGUCUUGUUUUUAGGAACUUCCAAGUUGUGUAUAAAAGCAUUUACUUGCAGUGUCAUUUUCAACAGCAGUUUGAGACCAUGCUAAAUUCAAUUUAGUUUUGAGCCCAAAUUGAUGCUUUCUUCUUUACUAUACUAUUCAACCCAUAGUUUAAGACAGUGUUUCUAUCAGAAUGUUUAUUUUGAAUAAAAACGAAGAUGACACAAAAAUAUAAAUAAACAUGAUAAAAUCUGGAUAAAAACUGAUCGCACCGGAAUUGUCCUUUAAAAAGUAAAAUGCCCACUUUUUUACUGACAGGGAUGCCAGUGGGGAAGCGUACUUGUCAGGAUUCCCACAAUCCUUUGCCCUGCCCCUGCUCCCAUGCCUCCUACAAGCGAACUAGCUCACUGCAGAGCCUCUGAUAGACAGAAAGGUCAGAUGUUAGCAUUGUUGCCAAACCACUGCCACAUCUCUAAAAUAAAGAAGUACCAAAGCGUUGGCAACAAGAAUUGGCCUGAUUCUGGUGCCUCAUUCAUGGAUCCGGCAACCAGGCCUGCAACAUUUACACCAAUGUUGGCUCAAGUCCUUUUGGCAACACGUGAUUGGCUUGUGAUUUCUGUAAUUACAUUAACUUCCAAAUAAGGUAAAUGCAGCAUAACGACAAAUUAAGAAUUAAAAGCUAUAGUAACGACCUCACAGCCGCACUGAGGAGCCAACAAAAAUCCUAACCUUGUCUAUCAGCGGCUCUGCCUCACUUACACAACACCUUACCUGCAUAGUAUCAGUGAUCAUUCUAUUACUUGAAUAUAGUGCUAUGAACUCUGUUUACAAAAUGCUGUCAUCUUUUGGGAGACACAGUGUUGUCUUAUAAAGGCUGCUUGGUAUGUUCAGUUCAUCCACCCGGUGUAUCUAGUAAAUAACACACUGAAAUCGUAUAAACAUGAAACCUGCUGUUGCUUUUUUAUACUGUAUAUGCCUUAAUUCAUAUGUUUGGCAAUCAUGAUUAAAGGAUGUUUAUAUAUAUA